UCCACCAAUGGAAAUAUGGGCCGGGUUCAACACCCAUGUUUGAGGAUCUUCCUAUAUAACCGGGAGUAAAACAUCCGAACCAUACAAUAUAUGCUCCUGUUCAUCCUGUGGAGAGAUAUAAACCUGCGCAGCUGCUUUCUCUUCAAUAUUUAAUGAGUUCCAUGAUGGAAAACAAGUCUUACUUGGUUCAGAUGAAUGGGAACGGAGUCCACGGCAAAAGCACCGUCAAUGGCAAAAGCCUGAAUGGGACCGGCGUCGGUGGGAAGGGAGUGCACGGGAACGCCAUCCACCACGUCAGCGUGAACGGCAGUUUGUAUCCGACCAAAGCCAAGAGCCGCAGGCAGAAAUGGGAAGUGAAGCCCUCAGAGAUGGCCAACAACACGCUCAAUCCCAUCAGAUCCAUUGUGGACGGGAUGAAGCUCACUCCGAACCCGGAUAAACCCAUGAUCGCACUUUCCAUAGGGGAUCCCACUGUGUUUGGAAACCUGCCUACAGAUGAUGCAGUGCUGCAGGCCAUGAAAGACGCCAUAGACUCCCACAAAUUCAACGGCUAUGCUCCUUCCGUUGGUUAUCUGAAGAGCCGACAGGCAGUGGCCAACUUCUACAGCUGCCCCGAGGCUCCACUAGAGGCAGAGGAUGUGAUGUUGACCAGCGGCUGCAGUCAGGCCAUUGACCUGGCUAUCAGUGUCCUGUGCAACCCUGGGGACAACAUCCUGGUCCCAUGCCCAGGGUUCUCCUUAUAUAAGACUCUGGCUGUCUCCAUGGGCAUCGAGGUCAAACUCUACAACCUGCUGCCAGAGAAGUCAUGGGAGGUUGACCUGCAACACAUGGAGAGCCUGAUUGACGAGAGGACGUCCUGCAUGAUUGUUACCAAUCCGUCCAACCCGUGUGGCUCUGUCUUCAGCAAGGAACACCUACAGAAAAUCCUCAAAGUGGCUUCCAGACACUGCGUUCCCAUUCUGGCUGAUGAAAUCUACAUCGACAUGGUUUUCCCAGGUUGCAGUUGUCCCUCCAUGGCGUCUCUCAGCAGUGACGUUCCCGUCCUUUCCUGCGGCGGCUUGGCUAAGCGCUGGCUGGUCCCCGGCUGGAGGAUGGGAUGGAUCCUCAUCCAUGACAGGAAUGAUAUAUUUGGAUCCAAGAUUCGACAGGGUCUGGUGAAACUGAGCCAACGUAUUCUGGGAGCCUGCAGUAUCGUCCAGGGAGCCCUGGAGAGCAUCCUCAACAACACACCUCAAAGCUUUUACAACAACACCAUCAGCUUCCUGAAGAACAACUCUGAGAUUUGUUUCAAUAAGCUGUGCACCGUCCCUGGCCUGAACCCUAUCAUGCCCUCAGGAGCCAUGUACCUCAUGGUGGGGAUCGACAUGGAUCACUUUCCAGAUUUUAAGAACGAUGUGGACUUUACUGAACGGCUGGUGACCGAGCAGUCCGUCUUCUGUCUGCCUGCCUCAGCAUUUGAGUAUCCUAACUUCUUUCGCAUCGUGGUGACGGUGCCGGAGGAGUUGAUGGUGGAGGCUUGUAGUCGGAUCAGUGAGUUUUGCCAGCGCCACUAUCGGCCCCGCAGCCGCGACAGCAAUGAUCUAGACCAGUGAUGCGGCUGAGCUGGACCAGUCUGACGGCAUUGGGCUUCAUGAAGACCAAAGCCUAGAGGAUGGUCACAUAUACAUAUAUAUAUAUAUCAACUUUUAAAUUCUAUUCCACCAUGUUAUGAAGUUAAAGAUGUAAAAAUCUGAUGUCAAAACUGUGUUAAUAUUGUCACCACUGUGGCAACAAAAAGCUUGGAAGUGACAUAUCUGAUGGUCCGCUGAUGGUAUAAUUUUUGAUGUAAACCGUAUGAAAUGAGCGGACCUAAUAUUUAUAUUUUAUACAGGCAACGUAUAUUACUUAUUCUUGUGUAUUUAUAUAAUUUGUGCAAUGCUUCGUAUGUCUAUGUAAUGUAACUUCUUUGAUAUCAACUGCAGGAUCAUAGACUGUGCAUACUGUGCACACCAGCUGGCUUCUUUGCUGUCACAAUUAGGGGAAGUGAAUAUAUAUAUAUUCAAAUAUCCAUUUUUAUAAAAGUUAUGUUUUGAUAAUCUCAUGCAUACUUUGCUUGUGCUAGAAAACGACUUUCAAUGCAGCGUCACUGCACUGGCCUGCUCUUUAUCAGAACAUUAUAUGUACAUUGUUAUUAUGUUAAUUAUGUGUCAUAUUGAAUCACACACACAUAUAUUUACAAACCAAAAAUUGUAUUUAGUAGUUUUGUUAAUAGUUACCUAAUAAAAACAUGUUGACAUGA
Molecule: messenger RNA, 2278 nt
Organism: Sebastes umbrosus (honeycomb rockfish)
Lineage: Eukaryota; Metazoa; Chordata; Actinopteri; Perciformes; Sebastidae
Gene: tat
Product: tyrosine aminotransferase
Exons: 12
Coding region: 153-1592 (479 amino acids)
Biological process (GO): aromatic amino acid metabolic process; biosynthetic process
Molecular function (GO): pyridoxal phosphate binding; L-tyrosine:2-oxoglutarate transaminase activity
Source: RefSeq, a predicted model, not a curated record